AUGGCAUCCAACCUCAAUGCCGAAGCGAAAUUAGCAUUCAGUCAGGUUGUCGAUUGGUUGCUCGAAAAGUCUCAAGCAGAUGACUUUCAGGCACAAGAAAGAGAGCAAGCAAGCCGUUGCAUCUCAAUCGUAUCAAGACAAGUUCGUGAUCAGCAGGUCAAUAGACUUGUCGAACAGAUUGAAACCGGUUGCCUUUCUUCUUCCUCUCCUAUAUCCUCUGGACGGAACGUUGAUAAAGACAGACCGAGCGUGUAUAUUCACACUGGAUGCUACUUCAUCGACCUUGCGCGCCCUCCAGCUAACGACUUCCGAGGAUGGGUCGCAGGCCGCAAAAUCAGCAAGACCGACAACGACCUUAUCCUAUGUCUUGAUAACUCUUCCCUCUUUGGCAUUCGUCAACAUCAUGUUGCUUUCCAAGUCCACGAGACAGGCAGAAUUCUUGUGCAAAAGAUUUCUGAUCGUGGCACCGUGGAAGUCAAUGGCGAUGUUCUCCACUCAAGAGAAAUCAGAUUGUUUAACCAGCAUACCUCGUCUAUUCGCCUCGGACAGUUGACGUACCUGGUUGAAUAUACUCGCCACAGCACCACACAAGAUCACACUAAAGCUAUGGCUGAAUACAUCCGUAAAUUCUACGGCCACAAAAUUCCACUCGAUAUCUCCAUGACCCCGACUCCAGCGCCAGGAAACGCAAUCCAGAUCGGUCAAUGGAGUCUCAGUAGCGCUGGAACAAUAGGAGUAGGCGGCUCUGGGCGGGUUAGCGUUGGCGUGAAUAAGAAGGGUGAUGUUGUGGCCAUAAAGAGAAUGAAUGUCUCAGAGAGAAAUGGGAAUUUGUUGAGGGGCAGGCGGAGCGUAAUUGAGACGUUAACGUUGUUGGCUACUGCUGCCAAAGAGGAGAGAAUUGUUCGACUUGUUGAAGUUAUUACGGAUGAUCCAAAUGCAACUAAUAAAGCUGCUGAUAUAUGGACGGAAUCAGUUCGAAGCAUGACGAUAGCACUAUUGGAAGCCCUCGCCUUCCUCCAUGCCAACAACUGGAUCCACGGCGACAUAAAACCCAUGAAUAUUGGCAUCCGCAAAUGGGACCUAGACCAAACAUCCAUAGUCCUCCCUCGACACAGAAGACGCAAUCUAUGCACCCCGAGGCAUCGCAACAGUGACGCCUGGAACGAAAGGAACAAGCUUGGUACAGCUGUUUUGCGGAUGAUUCGGCAUCCUUAUGCUCGGACGGAAGAGCAGAAAAAGACAAGACCAGAAUGUCGGGAGGUUCUCCAAAUGUUGCGUGCUGGUUCAACUGGUGAGGGAUUCGGACAGAAGCGAACUCGUAUAGGUGCAACAUGA
Fusarium poae is the source of this 1335-nucleotide messenger RNA. RefSeq lists its product as uncharacterized. Gene Ontology annotation, molecular function: ATP binding; protein kinase activity. Gene Ontology annotation, biological process: protein phosphorylation. Lineage: Eukaryota; Fungi; Ascomycota; Sordariomycetes; Hypocreales; Nectriaceae. The coding region runs from base 1 to 1335 and encodes 444 amino acids. The record is from RefSeq and is a predicted model, not a curated record. The transcript is spliced from 4 exons.